ACAAAUGGCUUCCGUUUCCAACUUUCGGCUGCCGUAAUUCACUGUUGGCAUGGUUUUUUGAAAUAAGAACGCUUAGACAGUCGAGACGAACGUGUUCGAUCGAAUUAUUACACGAUUUAGAAUAGCCGACGACCAUGGGCAUUCAAGAUCUACAAAUAUUUCUAGAAAACGAGGGUGUAGGUGUUGAUUUGUUUAGAAUUGCUAGAACUCAUCCUGGUGGAUUUCGAUUGGUAUUAGACGCGGAAGGGUGCUUAGACCGUCUUUAUGGAGGAUAUUUUUCCGAUUGGGCAUGUGGUGGACAAUGGGCCCGUUGUGUUCAAUUCCUCACAACCCUAGCACAGGCUUUAGCUGAGCAUCAAGUUGCUCUAUGUGUUUGCUUCAAUGGAGCCCAUCCUACACCACCUGCAAUGCCUCAACAUUGGAUACAAAAUCAAUCAACCUACAGGCAGAGAAUCAAUUCUGUGCUGCGACACAUUGCUACAAAAGGCACUCCACCACCAAAAGUAUGGUGGGUUCCUCCAACAGGAUUACACUCUUGCCUUAGAACAGCUUUGCGAUAUCUCAACAUUCCAAUUAUGGUUUCAUCGGAUGAUCAUUGUCAAGAAGUGGUUGGCUUGUGCCGUGAGAAAACCUAUGCUGGUCUUGUUGGUUGUUCUGGAGAAUAUUUAGUUUUCCAACCACCAAGAUACUUCAGUUCAUCUCAGCUAAAACUCACCUAUCGAUCAUCAUUGGAAACCAAAGAAUAUAUGGUACAUGACUUGCCAAAGUUACUUGAUGUACCUCAGGAUAGAUUAUGUCUUUUGGCUGCCCUUCUAGGGGGAGUUAUUUUAUCAGAACAGAGUCUCACUGACUUUUAUAAACGCUUAGGUAUUGCUCAAAAAAAGCAACAAGUUCCCCCUGAAACUCUCAUUAAAACUGUAGGUCAAUUUGUAAAGGAUUUACCAUCAUCAGAUGUAGAUGCUGCUUGUAUUGAAAUAUUUGGGGACUUGAAUGAUCUUCGUGCUGCCAAAUUAAAACAAGCUGUACAAUAUUAUCUAAAUGGUACCAAAGAUGGUUUUCUUAAAUACAGAACUGCUUCUGGUCGUCGCCCGAAAAAUAACAAAAAAAAUCAGAAGCCAGAAAACAGUCCUCAGUCUACUUCCAUGGACCUGGAUACUUCAAAAUUGGCUACCGAGUCUUCUGAACAUGAGCUAAAAGGCUUGGAAGAUUACAAAUUGGCUACAGCAAACGCGUCGAUGAAUGCUGACUUUAGCAUUGAGGAUCACUGUCAUGAAUUGAGCCACAGCGUCGCAGGGCUCUCGUUGGACAGCGGGGAUGCGGCCUCUCUCAAACAGCCAUCUGCUAAACCUUGUGACAAAAAAGAGAAAUCGACAUCUAAAGAGGUUUCGACAGGUGCAAGUAAACACAUUCAAAGCGACGAUAACUGCCCCGCCGCUCCCGCCGAAGUACUUCGGACGUGCGCAGAGCGUCAUACGCGGGGCCUCAUGCACCCACAAAUGCUGGCCAUCCUCACUCACCGCCAGGUCACGCUGCCGGUCUUGAUGGAGGACGACAACCACCGUGAAAUACCUUCUAUACACCAUUUCUUCAGACCGAUCAGACAGAAUGUUUACGCAAUCUUAUACAACAUGCACCACCAUCGCUUUAUGGCCCAAAAAGCUAAAGAUGAAGGUACCGCUGCAAUUUCGACUGGUAAUGAUCGUCCAUGCACAGUUCAUGUAGCAGAAUGGAUAUACUCGCGCGUUAAUCCAGGAAAGAAUCCAGAGAUUGUACCUGGUAUUGUACUCGAUUGGCCAGUUCCGACAGUGCAGAGGCUUUGGUUUGGUACAGCGCAAGAUGAUAAAUGUCGUCGUAUGCGUGCUUUUUUGUCGUGCAUGCGAUCAGACACUCCACUCAUGUUGAAUACAUCUUACGUGCCACAACAUUUGCUGAUUUUAGCUACUGUUUUAAGGUUUAUCAUGACAUCGCAAAUACAAAUUUUACGGCGCCAGGAAUUGGAUGCAUUUUUAGCUACAGCUUUCUCAAAUGAUCUCAUGAACGCUCUUCACUUACAAGAAAUGACGGUGCAGGGCAUGAGCUCGCGCGGCGUGCAGCUGGGCGCGCUGGUGAUGGCGGGCGCGGAGGCGGCGCUGCUGGCCAACGACGCGUGCGGCGCGCCCGUGCCGUGGCUCGUGGCCGCGCCCUGGCUCUACUUCGACGGCAAGCUGCUGCAGCGCAACCUGCACCGCGCCGCGCACUGCAAGCACCUCGCGCAGCUCUGCGACAACCACCUCGACACCGUCGUCAAGGUGGAACGCAUGCGCAAGGCCAUCCUGGAGGGUCUGGAGGUGGAGUUCGCGAUGCCGCCGCUGCCGUUGGUGGGCGUGGUGGGCGAGCCGCUGGCGUGGCGCGGGCGCGGGCGCGGCGCGAGGCUCGAGAUCGCCGGCGUCGUCGUAGGCCAGUGGGGCGGGGGGUCCUACCCCACACACCCGCGCGCGUCCCGGUACCCGCAGACAGUUAACCCGCAGGUGAGCUACGUGGGCUACACGCCGACGCCCCGCAACGCGUACGGCGGGCGCGGCUGGCGCGGCGCGCGCGGGCGCGGGCGCGGGCGCGGCGCGGCGCCGGCCCGCGGCGCGGCGCGUGCGCGGCGGCCGCGGCACCACGAGCCCGCCAAGCCCGCCACUAUCAGCGUGAAUGGUAAAACUGUUAGACCUGAUGAUAUCAGUCCCCCCGCUGACGAUGGCAGUCCUCAUGAAGAUAGUUCCCAGCCUGAGAAUGACGGUGAAGGAACUCAACCUCAGAAAAUAAAGACUGGAAAAAAUAUUAAGAAGAAUUUAGGAAAAGGUAAAAAAAAGAGCUCUAGCCACAAGACUGAUGUAGCUCAGACAUUGGAAGCCAAUGGACCACUAGAUAAGAACAAGGUGGCGGAACUUAGUCAUAGUUCUGAUCAAGAGCACUUUGGACAAGGUGAUGCACCUGUUAGUAAUUAAAUUGUUUGUUUAAUUCCAAAGGUAAACUUUAUGUAUUUAAUAUUAUAGUAUUUACAUUGCUUAGUUCAUAUGUGAACCGUACAUUAUGUUUAUCUGAUUCAGUUUAGGAUAUGAACAUGUUUUUAAUUUAUCUUUAUACCACAGUCUAUAUAGGUUUUUUAUGUUUUGAAAAAAUGGGUGAUACAAUAUGAAUUGCUAUAGAUUAAUGUCAGCUUAUCUAUUUAGCUCUUAAUUUAACUCUAGUUAAGAGGUAAAUUACCAUUUCAAAUCAGUUCAAAGACAUCAUUGGGGAAAAUAACAAAAUAUUUUCAAUAGCACGUAUUUCUUAAAAGAUCGCGUUAAUCUGUAAUAUCUGAAAUAAAGACAUAAUAUCUUGAAGAAAAUUCUUGGCUGAGAA
Melitaea cinxia (Glanville fritillary) is the source of this 3369-nucleotide messenger RNA. RefSeq names its product constitutive coactivator of PPAR-gamma-like protein 1. Bases 135 to 2972 code for a protein of 945 amino acids. NCBI's taxonomy places the organism in Eukaryota, Metazoa, Arthropoda, Insecta, Lepidoptera, Nymphalidae. The transcript has 19 exons. The record is from RefSeq and is a predicted model, not a curated record. Gene Ontology annotation, cellular component: nucleus.